UUUUCUCUGAUGAGUCGGGAUAAUUUGGGAAAAGCCGCCCAGAGGAGGGGCUGCCCGGCCGCUUCUCGCCUCCCUCCCCCGCCCCCGUCGAGCCUCCCUGUCAUUCUUCCCUUAAGGGUGGCCUGGGUUCCAGGGCGGUCUCACGCCCCUCUUGGGUUUUCCCCCUCCUUGAUUCUGUGCUCUGCUCCUCCCCACUACGUCCGAUUCCGGCACGGCCUGGCUCUUCCGAGGCCACGGGAGAACCGCGCGGGUGGGCCGGGGUGGCCCAGCCAGCGUGAGCGCGCUGCUGGCCGGCAGACGCGCGGGCCCUGUCGGAGCGCCAGGAACUAGAAGUCAGCUGAGAGCGGCGGCGAACCGUGGAUGGCCUUGACUGACGGCGGCUGGUGCCUGCCAAAGCGCUUCGGGGCCGUGGCUGCGGACGCCGGCGACUCCGAGGCCUUUCCAGGGCGGGAGCCCUCCACCCCGCCUUCUCCCAUCUCCUCAUCUUCCUCCUGCUGCUCCCGGGGCGGGGAGCGCGGCGCCAGCGGCGCCAGCAACUGCCGGACACCGCAGCUCGACACGGAGGCGGCGGCGGGACCCCCGACCCGCUCGCUGUUGCUCAGCCCCUACGCCUCGCAUCCCUUCGGGGCUCCUCACGGACCUGCGGCGCCUGGGGUCGCCGGCCCCGGGAGUGCCCUGUCUAGCUGGGAGGACCUGUUGCUGUUUACUGACCUCGACCAGGCCGCCACUGCCAGCAAGCUGCUGUGGUCCAGCCGCGGCGCCAAGCUGAGCCCCUUUGCUCCCGAGCAGCCCGAGGAGAUGUACCAGACGCUCGCCGCGCUCUCCAGCCAGGGGCCUGCCGCUUACGACGGCGCGCCCGGAGGCUUCGUGCACUCUGCAGCUGCAGCGGCGGCGGCAGCCGCAGCAGCCAGCUCUCCAGUCUACGUGCCCACGACACGCGUGGGCUCCAUGCUGCCGGCCCUGCCGUAUCUGCAGGGGGCCGCCAGCGGGCCAGCCAACCACGCGGGAGGCGCGGGCGCGCACCCAGGCUGGCCCCAGGCCUCUGCCGACAGCCCCCCGUACGGCAGCGGAGGCGGUGCGGCCGGCAAUGGGGCCGCCGGACCUGGCGGCGCGGGCUCGGCCGCAGCGCACGCCUCGGCGCGCUUCCCCUACUCUCCCAGCCCGCCGAUGGCCAACGGCGCGGCGCGGGAACCGGGAGGCUACGCGACGCCCGGCAGCGGCGGCGCUGGCGGCGUAGGCGGUGGCGGCGGCAGCCUCGCAGCCAUGGGUGGCCGCGAACACCAGUACAGCUCGUUGUCGGCGGCGCGGCCGCUGAACGGGACGUACCACCACCAUCACCACCACCAUCCGAACCCUUACUCGCCUUACAUGGGCGCGCCGCUGACGCCCGCUUGGCCUGCAGGGCCCUUCGAGACCCCGGUGCUGCACAGCUUACAGAGCCGCGCUGGAGCUCCUCUCCCAGUACCCCGCGGCCCCAGCGCAGACCUGCUGGAGGACCUGCCCGAGAGCCGCGAGUGCGUGAACUGCGGCUCCAUCCAGACGCCGCUGUGGCGGCGGGACGGCACCGGCCACUACCUGUGCAACGCCUGCGGCCUCUACAGCAAGAUGAACGGCCUGAGCCGGCCCCUCAUCAAGCCGCAGAAGCGCGUGCCUUCGUCGCGGCGGCUCGGAUUGUCCUGUGCCAACUGUCACACCACCACCACCACCUUAUGGCGCCGAAAUGCUGAAGGUGAACCCGUGUGCAAUGCUUGUGGACUCUACAUGAAACUCCAUGGGGUGCCUCGACCUCUUGCUAUGAAAAAAGAGGGAAUUCAAACCAGGAAACGAAAACCUAAGAACAUAACUAAAUCAAAGUCUUGCUCUGGUAAUAGCAAUAAUUCCGUUCCUAUGACUCCAACGUCCACCUCCUCCAACUCAGAUGACUGCAGCAAAAACACUUCCCCGACCACGCAACCCACAGCCUCAGGGGCGGGUGCUCCUGUGAUGUCCGGCGCUGGAGAGAGCACCAACCCUGAGAAUAGCGAGCUCAAGUAUUCGGGUCAGGAUGGGCUCUACAUCGGUGUCAGCCUGGCCUCGCCUGCGGAGGUCACUUCUUCUGUGCGACAGGAUUCCUGGUGUGCACUGGCCCUGGCCUGAACCGCGCUGCUCGCGCCUGAUCGGACCUUGGCAUCUCUGCUGGCAGACAUUCCCCACGCUGUGUGAUUUCAGUGCCUUUAUUUUGAAAGACAUGUAUUCCAGGAGAGACCGGACGGCCGAAUGGCAGAAAAGACAGGACUGUUCUCACCAGUGGUGGUACAGACAGACCACCUCUGUCCAGCCAGGACUGCCUCCAGCCAGCCUGGCCCUCCGAGCCACAGCCCUUGCAUAGCUUCCAGAAACCCGGAUUGAGGACCGAGGACCUUGCCUGCCAAGGGCAGGAUUUAAAAAACAGACUGUCAGUGUAUUGCCCCAGUCAUGUGCUUCUUCUUCACCGUCUUCUUCUUUUUUAAUUGGAAAGUCAGACAUACAGAGAGGAGGAGAGAAAGGGAGGAAGAUCUUCUGUCCAAUGGUUCACUCCCCAAGUGGCCGCAAUGGCUGGAGCUGAGCCAAUCCAAAGCCAGGAGCCAAGAGCUUUCUCCAGGUCUCCCACACGGCUGCAGGGUCCCAAAGCAUUGGGCCAUCCUUGACUGCAUUCCCAGGCCACAAGCAGGUAGCUGGAUGGGAAGUGGAGCUGCCGGGAUUAGAACUGGUGCCCAUAUGGAAUCUGGCAUGUUCAAGGCGAGGACUUUAAACGCUAUGCUAUUGUGCCAGGCCCAUGUGCUUCUUCUGAUCAGUUUUGGUUGUUCCAGAAUUUUCUUCAUUACCUUUUCACAUGCAGAUUUCGUAUGAGUUCAUGGAAAACAUCACGUGAGGCCAUUUGGUACACAUCUCUGGAGGUUGAGUGGGCUCCUGCGGUUCCAGUCAACACUAUUGCUCAUUUUGCAAGACUGCAUUCUGACUGUAACGUACACUGUGACCGACGUUUCUCAAACUUCACGUUGUGACUGAUCUGACAUCAGUCAGCAUUUGUAAACAGGGUAGCAAACAAAAUAUUUUUUUCUUCCAUGUAUACAAUAAUUUUUUUUAAAAAAAAGUGCAAUUUGCGUUGCAGCAAUCAGUGUUAAAUCACUUGCAUAAGAUUUAACAGCAUUUUUUUAUAAUGAAUGUAAACAUUUUAACUUAAUGGUACUUAAAGUAAUUUAAAAGAAAAAAAUGUUAACUUAGACAUUCUUAUCCUUCUUCGACAACUAUAUCCCAUUUCUAUAUUCCCAAUUGUUCAAAGAAAA
This is a messenger RNA of Ochotona princeps (American pika), 3305 nucleotides long. It is a transcript of the gene GATA6, whose product is annotated as GATA binding protein 6. Gene Ontology annotation, cellular component: nucleus. The record is from RefSeq and is a predicted model, not a curated record. Gene Ontology annotation, molecular function: zinc ion binding; RNA polymerase II cis-regulatory region sequence-specific DNA binding; DNA-binding transcription factor activity, RNA polymerase II-specific. The transcript is spliced from 7 exons. Lineage: Eukaryota; Metazoa; Chordata; Mammalia; Lagomorpha; Ochotonidae. Gene Ontology annotation, biological process: epithelial cell differentiation; negative regulation of transcription by RNA polymerase II; cell fate commitment. The coding region runs from base 361 to 2136 and encodes 591 amino acids.